Tetrahymena thermophila SB210 is the source of this 909-nucleotide messenger RNA. RefSeq lists its product as hypothetical. Gene Ontology annotation, biological process: maturation of SSU-rRNA from tricistronic rRNA transcript (SSU-rRNA, 5.8S rRNA, LSU-rRNA). Lineage: Eukaryota; Ciliophora; Oligohymenophorea; Hymenostomatida; Tetrahymenidae. Gene Ontology annotation, cellular component: 90S preribosome; nucleolus. The record is from RefSeq and is a predicted model, not a curated record. The transcript is spliced from 5 exons.
AUGUCGUUUAGAAAGCAAAAAAUUCAAUUUUCUGCAGAAGAAGAUCAAGAUGAUUAAUAUGAAUAAGAAGACCAAGAGGUUUAGGAUAGCGAAGAUGAAUAACCAAAUUAAGCUGAAGAUAAUAGUGAUGACUAAUAAGGCAGUGAUGGAGAAGAUGAAAAUGAUAGCGAUGAUGAGCAAGCGAGAUUAGAAGAAGAAGAAAAGUUGAUUAAAGAAUAGCUCAAGCAUGCUUCAUUUGAAACAAUCAUGAAAAUAAAAGCUUAAUAAAAGCAAAUAGAAAUGUAGAAAUAACAAUUAAAGAGCAGAAAAUCAAAAUCUGCAGAUAGAAAAUAAAAAAAUGAGAACAACAAUGUAAAAAUUUAAGACAAAAGAGCAUCAAAAGGAGCUCCUCUUGAAAGAAGUGCUAAAAAACCUGUAUCAAUUUUCUCAACUGUUAUCAGCUCCAAAAAGCAAAAAGGUAGAGAUCCUAGAUUUGAUGGUUUAUCAGGAGAAUUCAAUUCUACUAUGUAUUAAAACAGCUACAAAUUCUUGGAUGAAAUGAAAAAUAAAGAAAUUGAAACUUUGAAAUAAGAUAUUAAAAAAAAUAAAUUUUCUGACCAAGAAAAGCUUGUGUUAAAAAAGGAAUUAGGCAAGAUUAAAAGUGAAGUAAAACAAAAAGAGUAUAAUGAUAGGAAAAAUUAAGUUAUGGACAAGUAUAAAUAGCAAGCUAAAGAACAAAUACAAAAGGGUUAAAUGCCAUAUUUUGCAAAAAAAACAUAAAUUAAGGACGACUUGCUCAAAGUGUAGUACGAUAAGCUUCAAAACGAAGGCAAGCUUGAAAAAGUUUUAAAAAAGAAGAGAAAGCAACAAAGCGAUAAAUUAAUGUCUGCUUAUCAUUUAAUUACACAUAAAAAAGUUAAGAAAGAUUGA